Gamsiella multidivaricata is the source of this 1278-nucleotide messenger RNA. RefSeq lists its product as uncharacterized. The record is from RefSeq and is a predicted model, not a curated record. The transcript is spliced from 3 exons. Gene Ontology annotation, molecular function: arylesterase activity. Lineage: Eukaryota; Fungi; Mortierellomycota; Mortierellomycetes; Mortierellales; Mortierellaceae. Bases 1 to 1278 code for a protein of 425 amino acids.
AUGGCGACCUCACCAAAGAAGCAACCAACAAGCAAGGUCAUCAAGACCACAACCACAACCAUCACCCGCACGGCCUCGUCUUCCAGCGGCACGAAGACCGCCUCGUCGUUGUCGUCCACAUGGAAGCGCAAUACUUUCAGGAUCAACGCUGCUAUCGCCGUGAUAGUUGCUGCCCUGAGCUACAACUUUGUCAAGGACGUGAUCAUCGACUCAGGACUCCUUCUCGGUACGGUGCAGCCGUUCAACACUGCUGGCUGCGAGAUUGUUCAAGGGCUGGAAGCCUGCGAGGAUGUUCACAUCCAUUAUGCCUCGGGUCUUGCUUUCACAACCUGCGGACAUGCCGAGUCGCGUAAGGGCUGGUACCCUCCCAUUGGCCCGGUUAAUACCUCAGCCGAGAAUGCGUUCAAGGACAAGUUUGUUGUCUAUGAUAUUCCUUCGGGGAAGUACAACGUUAUGGAGUUGGUUGGCCUUCCUGCGGACGUCGAUAGAGUGUACCACGGACUUGAUAUUUAUGAGCGUUCUCCCACAGAGCUCACCAUCUUUGCUGUGAACCACCGUCGUACAGGAAGUGUCAUCGAGGUUCUUGAGUACAGGAUCGGCGACAAGGCCGUUCAGUACAAGGAAACAAUCCAGCACAAACUUAUCAGAACUCCUAAUGACAUUGUCGCCUUGGGACCUCGCUCCUUCUACGUCUCGAACGACCAUCGCCAUUCAACCGGUAUCAUGAGGGGUAUCGAAGAAUUCUCGCGACGACCAUGGAGUAAUGUCGUCUACUACUCGCCCGAAAAGACUUUUGUCGCAUACGAACACGUUGUCACUGCCAACGGCAUGGCCGCCAACCUCGAUCGCUCACUUAUCUACCUCUCCGCCUGCCACGGCGGUGCUAUGCAUGUGCUCCAACCCAACGAGGACCACUCCCUCAUCAUUCAAGACUACAUCAAGCUGGACUUUUAUAACGACAACCCCAGUUACGACCCCGCCACUGGCGAUGUUUUUGUUGCGGGUCAUGUCCAACCCCUCACCAUGGUUAAGCACCUUCAUACAAAAGGUAGAUCCGUUGACGGUCCAUCCAAGAUCGUGAAGAUGUCCAAGAACCCAGAGGCGAACACCGUUUCGGGUGCACCCAAGUAUCUGGUCGAGACGGUGUUGGUCGAUGACGGAAACUUGAUCUCGACUUCCACUACGGCUGCAGUUGAUCGCAAACGCGGUGUGAUGCUUGUGGGAACUGCGUUCUCGGAUAGAGGACUUGUGCGUUGCCCCAUCCCUAAGGGCAUUUGA